Messenger RNA from Rubroshorea leprosula, 709 nucleotides. NCBI's taxonomy places the organism in Eukaryota, Viridiplantae, Streptophyta, Magnoliopsida, Malvales, Dipterocarpaceae. The record is from the annotation of a GenBank genome assembly.
CCUCUCCCAACCCAAGUUCUCUGCCUCUCUACUCUACCCUCUCCCACACCGUUGGUGCUCCCCUCCCUCUCUGCAGUGUCCGAUCUCCGGCGUUGCUCUCUGCUUUCUGCAGCUAUUGAUCUGCUCUCGCCGAACCUGCUCUCUGCCUUCUGCUAAUGGACUCUCCCCUCCCUCUCUGCAGUGUUUGGGAAACAAGGACUCGGACGACGAGCUAGUUGUGGAGUCGGUUGACGCGGAUUAGAAGGCGGACGUUGAGCCGGCAGCGGCCGUUUCUUCUGGUGGUGAAGAGGAGGGAGGAGGUGUGGUGGAGAAUCCGGAGAAUUCAAUGGAGGAUGAUACAGUGAGUCCGGUUACUGUGUUUUGUAUUAGGCUGAAACAGCCUAGGUCCAAUUUGCAGCGUAAGAUGAGCGUUUUGGAGUUGUGUAGGAAUUUCAGGUGCUGUGGCUUGGUGUGGGAAGUUGAAUGCCAUUACUUGUGCUUCUGAAACUUGUGCUAAACUUCCUAGGUUAGUAAAAUUUAUUUAUUGUUUUUAAUUGUGAUUGAAGUUCAUAGAUGUUUUGGCAAUUAUGGAUUUGUUUCCUCGAAAUCGUUUCUCCACAUGAUAACUAAUUCUGGAAAUAGUUUAUCUAAAGUUCAUUUGGUGAAAGCUUUUUAUCAUAAUGAUUUAGUCCUUUUAAUUUUGUAGUUCUAAUGAAUUGAUAUCUAUUUG